Messenger RNA from Clavispora lusitaniae ATCC 42720, 288 nucleotides. It is a transcript of the gene COX8, whose product is annotated as cytochrome c oxidase subunit VIII. NCBI's taxonomy places the organism in Eukaryota, Fungi, Ascomycota, Pichiomycetes, Serinales, Metschnikowiaceae. Gene Ontology annotation, biological process: mitochondrial electron transport, cytochrome c to oxygen. The record is from RefSeq and is a predicted model, not a curated record.
AUGUUAGGAGAAAAAAAAAAUACCAUUGCAAUUUCCGCUACAUAUUCAAUGAUUGCCAGAAUCGGAUUGAGAACCCCAAGAGCCGCCAGAGGAUUCCAGACCUCGGCCAGAGCCAUGAGCAACGUUUACGGUACCCCAAAGGAGGGUCUCUACUCCAACUUGCCUUUCAAGGUUAAGACCUCCAAGAUCCCCUUUGGUGUGGGCUGGUGGGGAGUCUUUGGCUUCUUUUUCGCUUUCCCAUUUUUGACCUCGUGGUGGCACAUGAAGAAGGCCGGUAACUUGAACUAG